UAUUGAUAAUGAUAAAAUGAAAUAAUCACUCUUCUUUUUUCCCGUGUAUUUACUUAACAUUUGAACAUGUAAUACGGUGUUAUUAUAAUAAUUAAUACACCAUUAUCUUAGCUAAUAAAAAUGUUGGGAGGUGUAAGAUUUAAAGUGAUCUAUACUCAUGAAAAAUCAUGUUUCGCUUAUAUCAGUCCAAAGUACAGUACAAAUAAUGAACAGACACAAUGUGUACAGGUGAUAUCGAAAGGUAAACAAUUAUUGGUAUGGGUGGUGUUUAACAGUACAAUACCAGAAGGAUGUAUAGCCUUCAACCCGGUGUUUAGUAGACUGGUGGAUGUGGCAGAGGGGUGUGAUGUGUUUGCAUCACCAUACGGAGAUGUUAAAGUGCUUGAUGAACUGUACAUAGACACUGACAGUCCUGAUGACCAGGAAAUCUUGGAACACAAUGUAGAACUUUUGCAAUUGAGGAUUUUAGAUCAAUUAAGAAUUGUGGCUGUAAAUCAAAAGGCAGUUGUAUGGAUAUCUGCAUCUUUACCUAUUGUAUUUACACCAAAGCAAACCGGCUUACUUGUUACUCAUAGUAGGAUUAUAGUUAAAGUAGAUGCUUUUAACAGCUUCUCAGGUAUGUUACCGAAUACCUCAAUAGAUGUGCCUGAAGAGAAAUAUAUCGAGUUUAAAAAUAUAGGUCUUGUGCACGAGGGUAUGCUUCGCCAGUAUCUGAAUGUACCAGAAAGAUUAGUACUUAGAGCUGUUCCUAUUGACAGUGAUGGCAAAAAGAACCUUAUACACCCAUACACGGUGUUCAUGCAUGAAGAUCUCUUAAAUGAUAAAUAUAAGAAGUACUCUGCAGUGUUAGCAACCAUGAAGAAUAUACCGUUUCUAAUAAAAGAGGAUGAUGAUGAUGAUGGUGGUGAGAAUGAUAACAAUCAGAUUAAUGAUUUGUGUGUGGAAAUAAUUCUAAUAAACAGCAUCGUAUUCAGAAGCCUAUGUCAUGAGGUCUACAAUAAAAAAAUACCAACUGUGCUUAUACCAAAAUCACUUAAUGCAAUUAUUAAUAUAAAAAAUGGCACCAGGAUUAUAUUUACUAUAAUCGGAGAUAAUGUUGAUCAACCAGAUCAUAUAGAUAUCGUAACAUAUUCAGAUGAAACUCAGACUGAAAUUGAUAUUAUAGAAAAGUUUAAAGACUGUGUUAUACAUACCACACACUCGGGUAAAAAGUUUUUAAUCAAUCACGACAUGAUCAAACAAAACAUGCAGAUCAGUUAUGGAUUCUUACAGUUUAAAUUGAAGCCUGAGAGAUUGAAAUAUACAAUGUUGAAUAAUGAUUCCUUCAGGCAUUGCACCUUAGCUGUAAAGUGCUUGAGUGAGUCUGAGUUAGUGCUUCCCAAACCUUCCACUUCCAAAAUUGAAUAUGAUUACAAGAAUUACUGUAGAACAAUGAAAUCAGUGGAGACUUUGGUAAUGAAAAUUGUGUCACAUGUUUACUUUGAAAUCCAUAGAGAGGCUACUUUUAAAGGUGUAUCAGAAAUGAAGAGCAAUGUUUUAGUAACAGGUUUAAGUGGGUCAGGCAAGUCAAGUCUCUGCCAUAUAGUCCAAAAAGAGCUGACAGUUUGGUCUCAUAUUCUACACUGUAGACCCUUGAAGGGUCGGAAGGAUAUUCCGGAGGUGCUCAGCAAAGCAAUUCUCAUGUGUCAGGAGAGAAGCCCGGCCGUACUUAUAUGCGACGAUGUCGAUUCACUGGUGCCCCCCAACAUGGAAGGUGCAUCGCCGCAGGAUAUCGCUUAUUAUCAAAGAUUAGCAGUAGUAAUAAAGCAUUUACUGCAAACGUGUUCAGGAGUGUGUGUGCUCAUGACCGCGGUCAGUAUGAAGGUGCUACACCCGAUAUUGAGCCAGUUCAGUGGCAAACCAUUGUUUACGUCGCAUUUCAAUAUACCGGAGCUUGAGCAGGAAGAACGAACAGAGCUGUUCAAGCAUCUCAUUAACGACAAAAUAAGGGAAGAAUUUCAAGUGGAGGAGGACGACUUCAUAAAAUUGUCUAUGGAGACCGCCGGCAGCACAGUCCGAGAUAUUACAGACUAUCUCAAUAAAAGAAUAUUUAAGGCGGUCAAAAAGAAAAAAGCGCGACCAGAUGAUCCAAAACCUCGUAUCAUUGAAGACACAAACAAGGAUGAGGAGAAGGCAAAGGGUUUUGAUAUAUGGGGUCCAGUUGGCGGAUUGGAUGACGUCAAGCAACAGCUAACAGAGUGCAUAUUCUGGCCUAUCAUGUACCCGGCGCUGUUCCCGCGCGCAUCUAGCGGCAUACUGCUGUACGGUCCGCCGGGCUCCGGCAAGUCUCACAUCGGGUCGUGCCUGGCGCGGCUCGCCGGCUUCACCAUGCUCACCGUCAAGGGGCCCGAGCUGCUCUCCAAGUACAUAGGGCAGAGCGAGAAGGCCGUCCGGGAUAUAUUCGACAAGGCAGAUAUGAAGAGGCCGUCAAUACUGUUCUUCGACGAGUUCGACAGUCUCGCGCCCAAGCGCGGACACGACUCGACCGGCGUCACGGACCGCGUGGUGACGCAGCUGCUGGCCAGACUGGACGGCGCCGAGGGAGGCGCGCGCGGAGCAGUGGUCGCCGCCUCCUCGCGGCCCGACCUGCUCGACCCCGCGCUGCUGCGGCCCGGCCGCCUGCACACGCACCUCUACUGCGCGCUGCCCGACCAGGACGGCCGCUACGAAGUCCUCAAAAUCCUGACGAAGAGUGUUGCAGUAGACAAGGAAGUGAACCUACGGGAUCUGGCUGAUAACACGGACGGCUACUCGCCGGCUGACCUCAAGUCUUUAUUAGUCACGGCGCAGUUGACUAGACUAGAAAAGGAAUUGACCAACACAGAUGACAAGAGUAUGGAGUCUGUGGUCGUCUUAAAUGAGGAUAUACAAAGUGCCUUACAAGAAACGAAGCCCUCGCUAUCCAAAGAGCAGAGAUUAUUCUACGAUAUGAUAUACAAAAGAUUCAGAGGCGAGAAUCUGUCUCCAGAGCAGAAACUUAUAGAGACGCAGAUGCAGAAACAAAGAGUUACAUUAGCAUAAAAAAUGGGUUUUAAAUAUUAUUCAUAAGGGACUGCGUAAAUGGAGAAUACACAGCGUUUGUAAUUUUUUAAUUUUGUUACAAUAGAGUAUAUAAUCUUGCGGGAGAUAGCAGUAGCCUAGUGAUAUACCACACGGACAACGAAAGGUCUAGAGCAGUGAUUCUUAAAGUGGUCUAUAUCGACUCCCAGGAGUCUAUGACAAACUGCAAGGAGUCUACGCCAGCGGUCAUCUUGUUUUUACUUUAUGUUUUUAACACUAAAAUUGAUUACAGUUAGAAAUUUACAAAAAAUCAAUACCAGGCAAGAAUGGGGGUCUACGCAAAACCGAAAAAUAUGGCAAGUGGUCUACGACACAAAAAAGUUUGAGAACCUCUGGUCUAGAGUUUGUAUUUGGCUGACACGAAAAAAAUGCUUGUGUGUAUUAAUUUAUAUAUUUUUUUAAUUAAUAUUUCUGCCGGACUGUCCGAUAACCCACAAUGAAUCCGAGU
Molecule: messenger RNA, 3547 nt
Organism: Achroia grisella
Lineage: Eukaryota; Metazoa; Arthropoda; Insecta; Lepidoptera; Pyralidae
Gene: Pex1
Exons: 13
Coding region: 121-3060 (979 amino acids)
Biological process (GO): protein import into peroxisome matrix
Cellular component (GO): peroxisomal membrane; peroxisome; cytosol
Molecular function (GO): ATP hydrolysis activity; ATP binding
Source: RefSeq, a predicted model, not a curated record